CAUACCGUCUCAGUAGUAAUAACAGAUUCGAAAAAUAUGCCCAAUAAAGUGCAAAGAAAUGUUGUUUCAGAUAUUUUUUGUAUUUUCGUUCUAUUCCAAAUAACUGACGCCAUAAUUAUACCAAUAGAAGAAUUACCACGUCCCGCUUAUACUUCUGGACUAAAAACAUUAAUCAAGAAAAAUGACGUUCCCUACACGCUACAAAAUUAUAGCAAAGUAGUUGUUCAUAAUAGACCUGGCACUCCAGGUGCUCAAUAUGUAGUUACCCACACAGAUCAAAUUAAAAAUGUGUAUCCGGUGUUUAACGCUCAGACUUAUGGACAACGCCCUCGUUACCAUAAUAUCUUACAAACACAAAAUAAUACACAAAUCGAUUCUGGAGAAUUGUCAAGAACAAAUAGAACUAUUAUAAAAAGGAAAAUAGGAGCUAAAACUUUGGAUAUUUAUACAAAAUGUCCGUCAGGUGCUACAGGACAAUUUAUCUAUUCGGCUUCUUGUAAUCAGUUUUUAAAUUGCUGGAAAGGUAGAGGAACUGUCCAAAAUUGUUCACCAGGUACAUUAUUCAAUCCAAAAUCAUUAGAAUGCGAUUUUCCCGAUAAGGUUGAAUGCGUGACAGGUCCACAAGCCAAUACUAUAGGGAAUAUUAGAGUUGAAAAAUCAGUUCAACAAGCAACUUGUCCUGAGGGAUUUUCAGGAAUAAUACCCGACUAUUUUGAUUGUUCUAAAUUUAUUAAUUGUAAUAACGGACAAGAAAACAGAAUGGACUGUGCUCCUGGUACUCUAUUCGAUAUGAAUAAGAAUAUGUGCGAUUAUCCUGAUCAAGCCGCUUGUUUUAAUGGAGAAAAUUCCCUUGAUGUUAGAACUAAACAAUUUUACAGUAAUAUCAAUGGACAAUAUCAUCAGAAGACUAAAAAUAAUCACAAUAUAAACGAUGUGAGCUAUAAUCACUUGGGACAUGGACAAACUUCAGCUGUUAAUCAGAUUGACCAGGAUUCAAGCUCAAGUUAUCAAGACUCUGGUAUAAAAAAUGGACGAGCACAAGGAUGUGAACCAGCAACCCAAAAUUGUGGACGAUUCAGUCAAUACAACCCUACUUAUGAUCAAGGACAUCAGUACGCUUAUGGGGGCUCGAGAAGUGAUGUAAGAAGAAACCAAACACAUUAUGCAACACAAAGAUGUAAUCCAGCAACCCAAAAUUGUGGACGAUUCAGUCAAUACAACCCUACUUAUGAUCAAGGACAUCAGUACGCUUAUGGGGGCUCGAGAAGUGAUGUAAGAAGAAACCAAACACAUUAUGCAACACAAAGAUGUAAUCCAGCAACCCAAAAUUGUGGACAAUUCAGUCAAUACAACCCUACUUAUGAUCAAGGACAUCAGUACGCUUAUGGGGGCUCGAGAAGUGAUGUAAGAAGGAACCAAACACAUUAUGCAACACAAGGAUGUGAUCCAGCAACCCAAAAUUGUGGACAAUUCAGUCAAUACAACCCUACUUAUGAUCAAGGACAUCAGUACGCUUAUGGGGGCUCGAGAAGUGAUGUAAGAAGAAACCAAACACAUUAUGCAACACAAGGAUGUGAUCCAGCAACCCAAAAUUGUGGACAAUUCAGUCAAUACAACCCUACUUAUGAUCAAGGACAUCAGUACGCUUAUGGGGGCUCUAGAAGUGAUGUAAGAAGAAACCAAACACAUUAUGCAACACAAGGAUGUGAUCCAGCAACCCAAAAUUGUGGACAAUUCAGUCAAUACAACCCUACUUAUGAUCAAGGACAUCAGUACGCUUAUGGGGGCUCUAGAAGUGAUGUAAGAAGAAACCAAACACAUUAUGCAACACAAAGAUGUGAUCCAGCAACCCAAAAUUGUGGACAAUUCAGUCAAUACAACCCUACUUAUGAUCAAGGAGGUCAGUACGCAAAUUCAGCUUAUGGCGGCUCGAGAAGUGAUAUAAGAAGGAAUCAAACACAUUAUGCAACACAAGGAUGUGAUCCAGCAACUCAGAAUUGUGGACAAUUCACUCUUUACAACCCUACUCAUAAUCAAGAUCAAAAUCAGUACUUAGAUUCAGCUCACGGAAGCUCAGGAAGUGAUGGAGAGACUGGUGGUCAAUCCUAUAUGGUAGCUCGAAGAUGCAACCCAGCAAUUGAGGAUUGUAGUCGAUUUCAAAAUCCAGCUCAUGAAGUACAUACACAGAGAUGUGAUCCAAAAACACAAAAUUGUGAACACUAUCAAUUUCAGUAUCAGGGAGAACCAGGUACUGAUUUAAGUAGAGGUCAAACACAGAUAGUUAGUCAUAGAUGUUCUCCAGGUGAUAAAAAUUGUGGUCAAAGACAAAAUCAAUAUUUCGGACACUCACAACGAUGUAAUCCUUCAAUGCAAAACUGCGCGUAUCAACCAAGUACUGGACAAAAUAUACAUCAUUCCGAUUCUACUCAGUCGGGACAAAAUGGUGGCCAAUUCAAUUGCGAUCUAUCAAAACCAAACUGCGGACAAGAUCAACAACCAAAUUAUGUUAAAGUAUGUAAUGUGAACGAUCCAAAUUGUCGACAAACGAAAAAACCAAUAACUAAUACGGAGCCUGUUUGUCCUAACGGUUCUGUCGGUUUACAUAAACAUCCUACAGACUGUAAGAAGUAUUUGAGUUGCGCUAGUGGUCAAACAUAUGUGAUGGACUGUGCCCCCGGUACGCUUUUCAACGAAAAAACAGGAAUGUGUGACUUCCCAUCAAACGUGAAAUGUAAGGUUACAACUGAUGAAGAUGCUACAGACCCCAGUGAAACUGUUGAUAAUGAUAAUUGGCAAACUCAGUAUAAAAAUAAUGCUCGUAAAUUUGGUCAAAAUUCUGGUCAUGGUAACUUUAGGUAUACAACAGAGGGUUAUAAUCAAGAAUCUAAUGAUAACAAGGAUCAACAAAUUAUUACAGAUAGUAAUAGAGGUAAUUCUGGGUUUCUUCAAAGACCAACUCUCAAACAAACAUCUUUAGAUUACGAUGAUGUUUAUAGCCCGGAUAAUCACAUAACAGCAACAACGCCGAGAAGUGCUUGGCCCCCACCUUUUAAAACGAAAGAUUCCAAUGAUUUAGAAUAUGUUGAUUAUGUUUUCACUUACGAUAACGGAGAGCCAGUCGAUUUAGAACCCGAAAAUGUGAUCAAAGUUAAGCAGAGGCUGUCGAAAACGUGUGAUGAUGAAGAUGAUGAUUUCCAUUGUACGUCUCAGAAGUGUAUAUCUUUGACAAUGCUCUGUGAUGGUGUGAAGGACUGCUCCGAUGGUAAAGACGAACUUAACUGCCAGGAAUAUACAGAGAGAUUCAUAAUAACGAAAAAUUCAAAAUUAGUCGUACCUGAAAAGCAACGUUAUAUCAACGUAACCCACUCGACGUGCGCGGUACUAUGCAUUCAAAAUCAAAAGUUCGUUUGUAGAUCAUUCACGUACCGAAGACCGGACAGGACUUGCUUCUUAUCGGAUCAAAAUAUAGGCAUGUCAGGAGCUUUGCAGGCCCACCAUUCAAGUGAUUAUUAUGAAUUAAGCGCCGGUUCUAUAGAUUGUUCGGAUACUACCAAAUAUUUCGAAUGUAAUAACAAAAAAUGUUUGGUAAAAGAUCAUUUAUGCGACGGAUAUACUGAUUGUGAAGAUAGAGAAGAUGAAAAAUAUUGCGGUGCUGAUAAGUUUGGUUACACAAUUAGAUUAGCGGGAUCCGGUGAGAAAAACGAGGGGCGUGUUGAAGUCACUGCUUUCAAUACCACCGGUUAUAUCUGCGACGACGAUUUUAGCAUAAUCGACGCUAACGUAAUCUGCAGGGAACUAGGAUUCACUUUGGGAGCAGCCGAAAUCAAAAGUCAAUCAUAUUUCGCCAAGGAUUUAAAAGAAAGUAAUACUCUGUAUAUGAUCGACGAUCUCAAUUGUCUCGGAAACGAAACUUCGUUGAUCGAUUGUAGUUUCCCCGGAUGGGGGAUCCACAAUUGUAGAGAUCAAGAAAUCGCCGGGGUGGUAUGUAAAACGCCUCAAGAAAAAUGCGGAAAUGAUGCCUGGAAGUGUGAUUCCGGUAACGAGUGCAUCCCGUUCGAUUUCGUUUGUGAUGGCGUGGAAGAUUGCGCUGAUGAUUCAGAUGAAGAUAUCAAACAUUGCGAAGCUCCAACAGAGCUGCGUUUGGUUGGAGGAAGUUAUCCAGGGGAAGGAAGGUUGGAGAUAAAGCAUAAUGGAAUUUGGGGCACUGUUUGCGAUGAUGAUUUUAACGAAGAUGCUGCUAAAGUUGUUUGUAAAAUUUUAGGUUAUAAAGGAAUGAGUUCCGUUAAAAAAGAUGGCUAUUAUGGUGCAGGAUACGGGCCGAUUUGGUUGGAUCAAGUGUCUUGUUACGGUAAUGAAACCGAGUUGAACAAAUGUACUCAUUGGAAUUGGGGCGAACACAACUGCGAACAUAACGAAGACGUCGGAAUUAUUUGUUCCCAAGAUGCCGGUGAAGUUAAGAUCGAACGACAUUCGAAUCUACCGGCGCAUAUAGAAGAAGGACUUCCGAUGAAUUGCGGUUUCAGAAAAGAUAAUCAAUUCGCUAUAAAUGAUUUGAUACACGCUAGGGUCAUCGGAGGAGGAGUCGCCAAGAAAGGAGAUUAUCCAUGGCAGGCCGCGUUGAAAGUUCGAGUUAAAGACAAAUCCGCUCAUUGGUGUGGAGCUAUUAUAAUAUCCAGCAGAUGGGUACUUACCGCGGCUCAUUGCCUGCAAGGUUACACGAAAGGUGCUUACAUAAUCGUAGCUGGAGAUUAUAAUACCAACGAAGACGAAGGUACCGAACAGAAAAAAUAUAUUGACGAAUUUUUUAUACACGAAAAAUUCAGGAAGGGUCAUAAGAUGAAUAACGACAUAGCGUUGAUCAAAGUGAAAGGUAUUGGAUUCGAAUUGAACGAUAAUGUGCAACCGAUUUGCUUAGCCGAUGACGAUACUGAUUAUAACAGGCCUUUGAAUUGUACUAUAUCAGGAUUUGGUUCAACAAAAAGCGGUAGUUCAAGUUAUUCUCAUAACCUUUUGGCUGCUUGGAUUCCCGUUCAUUCUCAAGAUAUUUGUACCAUGCCUCACGUAUAUGGUGAUAUAUUGACAGAUGGUAUGGUAUGUGCUGGUUCUAUGGAUGGUAGUUUAGAUGCUUGUGAUGGAGAUAGUGGAGGACCUUUAGCUUGUUUGGAUGAAGGUGUAUUUACGCUUUAUGGUAUAACUUCGUGGGGACAACAUUGCGGUUACGCUAAUAAACCCGGUGUUUAUGUUAAAGUUGGGAAAUAUAGGAAAUGGAUUGAAGAUAUUGUCGCUAAACAUUCUAAUUGAAACACUUUGGUCUACUAGGUGUUUGGGAGGAUUGAAUCUAUACACUAAACCAGUCAUUAAUCAUUAAACUACCCACUAAAACUUAUUAUGCAAGUUAUUACUAAACACUUGAAUAAAUAAUUUAUUUAAA
Molecule: messenger RNA, 5431 nt
Organism: Diorhabda sublineata
Lineage: Eukaryota; Metazoa; Arthropoda; Insecta; Coleoptera; Chrysomelidae
Exons: 14
Coding region: 37-5301 (1754 amino acids)
Biological process (GO): proteolysis
Cellular component (GO): extracellular region; membrane
Molecular function (GO): chitin binding; protein binding; serine-type endopeptidase activity
Source: RefSeq, a predicted model, not a curated record